Molecule: messenger RNA, 1160 nt
Organism: Cyprinus carpio (common carp)
Lineage: Eukaryota; Metazoa; Chordata; Actinopteri; Cypriniformes; Cyprinidae
Product: heme-binding protein 2-like
Cellular component (GO): cytoplasm
Source: RefSeq, a predicted model, not a curated record
ACACGGAAGUGUCAGUGUAAGCGUUACUUAAGCGGAGACUUGUUACAUAGCGCCCGUAAGUGCAUCUUCUUUACCUAGAAGUUACAACACACCUGUCUGACGGACGAUUAAAUACUGCGCUCGAGCUUCUCUUAGUUUUUAGUCACUUGCUACAUUUUAGCGCUAAACGGCGGACAGCAUUACAGUCAAGAUGCUUAAAGCCAUCGGUCAGACUUUGUUUUCUUCUGGACUCCAGCACCCAAAGUUCACUGCUCAACAGAGUAAGGGUGAAGACUAUGAGGUCCGUACUUACCACGCAACAAACUGGGUGAGCACAGCUAUGACUGGCAUGGAGCAGGACCCGGCCCUUAGCACUGGCUUCAGAAGACUCUUCAAAUACAUUCAGGGGAAUAAUGACAAAAAGUGUAAGGUGGAGAUGACGGCACCAGUGAGCUGUCUGAUUGAGCCUGGUGCUGGACCCGCUUGUGAAAGCACCUUCACUGUGUCCUUCUACAUCCCUGAGGAACAUCAGGCUGACCCACCCAAACCCACUGAUCCAGAUGUUUUCAUCGAGAACAGACAAGAGGUCACGCUGUUUGUGAGGACCUAUGGAGGCUUUGCUAACAGUGAGAGCAGCCGUGUGGAGCUUCUGAAACUGAUAGAGAGCCUCAAGAGGGAUGGGAUGAAAUUCAAGGAGGCCCCGUUCUACAGAGCGGGAUAUGACAGCCCCUUCAAACUGACAAACCGCAGGAACGAGGUGUGGCUGAUCAAAGAUGAGGAAUAAAAGUCCUUAAGGAUCAAAUGGUCAUGCCUUAUGAUGUGAAUGAAGAGGAGGUCAAUCUGUUUGUUUGAACUUAACAAUAGUUAUUGUGCAGAUGCUUUGUUUACUAUGUACCUCAAGUGCCUGAAUGUUUUUAUAAAAGAAUUUAACACUACUAAUCGUAUAUCUGACCAGUAUAUUUUACAGCAACAUUAACUCUUUAGGUACCUACAGUUAUCUGUGAAAUCAUACAAAAAGAAUGUUGCAAUAAUUUCUAAUCGGCUGUUGUUGUCACUAAUAACGUCUCAAAGCACUUAUGUUUGUAGAGGCACAAGUACUGCAUGACUUGACUGAAUCACUAACUUUAAAUGUUGUGAAAUAUCUAUGUCUUUAUCUGAAUAAAUCUGUAUUUUAAGCUGUU